AUGCCUGAAGAAAACGUGCCCGCCGCCGUCCCUGAGAAGGCUGAGGCGCCGGCUUCGACGCCAGACACGCCACUGGGCAAAUUCACGGCGCGUCUUGCCGACAUCAUCAAGCAGUCGGGCCACGGCGAGAUGUGGGGUGUCGAGCUGUCGAGCGAUGCCAGCCAUGCCCCAACCCAGGUCGUUCUCCAGAAGUUCCUGCGCGCCAACAAUGGCGACCUGGCCGGUGCCGAGAAGCAACUUGCUGCUGCGCUGGCCUGGCGACGUGAGUGGCAGCCAACGAAGCUCGUCAGCCAGGCCUUCAACAAGGACAAGUUCAGCAGUCUCGGUUUCGUGACGAACCACAAGGACGAUGCCGGCAACAACACCGUCAUCACCUGGAACAUUUACGGCGCUGUCAAGGACAACAAGGCUACCUUUGGCGACGUUUCUGAGUUCAUCAAGUGGCGUACUGCUCUCAUGGAGCUGGGCGUGCAGCAACUUCAUCUCAACGACAUCAAGGAGCCUCUCCCAGAAGACGGCACCGACAAGCAUCAGAUGCUGCAGGUGCACGACUACCGGUCAGUCAGCUUUUUCCGCAUGGAUCCGGCUGUCAAGGCCGCAAGCAAGGAGACCAUCUCCGUCUUCUCAACGGCCUACCCAGAGCUGCUCGCGCACAAGUACUUUGUCAAUGUCCCUGCCAUUAUGGGCUGGAUGUUUGGCGCCAUGAAGCUCUUCCUUGCGCCGGCUACUUUGAAGAAAUUCCACCCCAUGGCAUCCGGCGCCUCGCUGGCCACCGAGCUCAAGAGCAUCGCCUCUUCCUUGCCUCAGGAAUAUGGAGGCAGCGGC
This is a messenger RNA of Trichoderma citrinoviride, 825 nucleotides long. RefSeq names its product CRAL/TRIO domain-containing protein. Gene Ontology annotation, biological process: Golgi to plasma membrane protein transport; regulation of exocytosis. NCBI's taxonomy places the organism in Eukaryota, Fungi, Ascomycota, Sordariomycetes, Hypocreales, Hypocreaceae. The record is from RefSeq and is a predicted model, not a curated record. Gene Ontology annotation, molecular function: phosphatidylinositol transfer activity. Gene Ontology annotation, cellular component: cytosol; plasma membrane; cortical endoplasmic reticulum. The transcript is spliced from 2 exons. The annotation marks the transcript as partial.